CGUCGCGUUCUGUUCUAGCAGUGAAGGUUCAAUCGACGGCAAGAUUUUGCUGCAAACAAUCGACUUUGACGGCAAGGUUUUACUAUGUUCAACAAUCGACAAUGACUGACACUACAGCCAAGAAUGGAUCCAAAACGGAAAAGAGAGAAAUAGGUAUCCUUAAGACAACAGAUCCGGAUUCACCCUAUUUUCUCCAUUCCAGUGAUGAUCCAGGGAGGGUCUUAGUCACGACUCCCUUGACCGGGGAGAAUUACCACACGUGGAGAAGGAGUAUGCAGAAUGCCUUAUUUGCAAAGAACAAGAUGGGGUUUGUUGAUGGGAGCCUUAAGAGACCAAACGCAGAUUCUCCAGAGUAUCAGGCUUGGACAAAGUGCAAUUUUAUAGUGCUUUCAUGGUUACUUAAUGCUCUCUCUAGGGACUUGCAGGGAAGUGUGGCCUAUGUGGAGAGUGCUGCUGAGGUUUGGAAUGACUUACAUGAACGCUUCUCACAAGGAAAUGCAUCUCGGCCUAUAUGGGAUGAACUACAAGCAAAUGAGCCAGUGCCGACAUGCACUUGUGGUUGUACAUGUGGUGUAGCAAAGGAGUAUAUGAAGAUCUUAAGCACAGAACCCCUCCCAUCACUGAAUAAGGUGUAUGCAAUGACUACCAAAGAGGAGAAGCAACAAGCAAUGGCUGCAUCUAGAAGUCCAAUUAUAGAAGCAACAGCCUUGGCAGCAAAGAUGAAUCACACUGGGAAAUCUUCCAUGUCAGGGAAGCCACGCUGUGAUCAUUGCAAGAAGGUUGGUCAUACUAAAGAGAGAUGCUAUGAAAUCAUUGGAUACCCAGUUGGUUGGAAGAUAGGGCCAGCCAAAAUGAAGGGAAAGGGGGAGCACCAAAAGAGAUUCACUGGAUCAAUCACUAGGGAUGUCAACGGGGCCCCGCGGGGCCGGGGACCCCUUCCCCAUCCCCGUCCCCGUGACUCACGGGGACGGGGAUCCCCACGGGGAUUUUUUACGGGGGGCAGAUUUUGCCCCCCGUCCCCGUUCCCCGCGGGGAAUGGCGAUCCCCGCGGGGAUCCCCAUUCCCCACGGGGAACGGUAGCAACAGCAAUGGCAGCAGAUGGCAGCAGAUGGCAGCAGAUGACUUCGUUGCAGCAGCAAAUCGCUCUAGCGGCAGCAAAGCAGAUGGAUCCGAUCCGGCAGCAGGCCAGCGGCAGCAGACCAGCGGCAGCAAAGCAGAUGGAUCCGGUCUGACAGCAGGCCAGCGGCAGAGCAGAUUCAUACAAGCAUGAAUCACUAAAUAUCAUUCACUUUU
Molecule: messenger RNA, 1293 nt
Organism: Rubroshorea leprosula
Lineage: Eukaryota; Viridiplantae; Streptophyta; Magnoliopsida; Malvales; Dipterocarpaceae
Source: the annotation of a GenBank genome assembly